ACAGUCGACUUAUAAAAUAGCAUAAAACUUUACAAAAGCAAAAAACUGGUCAUUAAAUCUCCUUCGUUUUUGUUUUUAGUUUUCAGUGGUUCCAAUAUAUGUCAAACUUUAAAACAUUUUACUUAAUAGCCAUUUCCUUUGACCGAAAUAGUCUUUGCAGAGAUCUGCAUUUGAUGGUCAUCUUUCGAAGCACGUUGCCAAGCAACGAAAAGUGAAAACCUAACGGCCUUUGGACUCAACUACAGUUUCAACAUGAAGAUAAGCCAGCAAUCCUGCAAAAGCUUUCCACAUAAACACAGCUUUCAGAAGACAUCCAACAAGUCUUCAUGUCAUUCAGCCAAUGCUGUCCACAACUGCAAACCGUCAUGCAGCAGCAGCAUGAUUACAGAUGUGCAUUGCAACUCAUCACAUAAAGUAAGGCGUCUUAAAACCAGGAAGGAAAGGAAUCAGAUUCGAGGUCAGGAGAGAAACCGGUCUCACGCAUACAAUCAGCACAGUAGAAAGGAUGGCGGUAAGAAAGCACAGUGCCACCACAUCCAUCCACUGUCGUGUUCAAGAAAAGAGAGCACAUUCUUCGCUAAGCCGUUAAUUCCCCGAAAGCCAAGCAUAAUAACUGAAGGACGCCUUACCGCCAUCCGAGGCCUUUUCAGCCAUGAGGUUAGGUCGAUAGAUAUUGAGAGGCUGGUGAGCGACCAAAUAAAGAAAGAUAAGCAGAAAAAUGAGCAAAGAAAACAGUCUAUGACGCACAUUACAUCACCGCUAUCUCCUCCAGUAACGUUACCUAAUUCAGACCAGGACUGCGCUCUCGAUUUACAGGAACCACUCCAGGAACAAGAAAACAAUAUGCCGCCACAUGUGAAGAGGAAGAAGAGUUCAAGAAAGGAGCUUAUUGGAAAAAGCACUGGUAUUCGGACUAAUAGAGGAGACGCAGGGCCUAUGGGAUUAAUUAGAGAAGAUGGGAAGUAUGACAGAAAUGCCGACAUCAGGAAAGUAGAUACUAGUAACAAAACAAGGCAAGAUAGUCCAAGUAGACCAAGAGAAACUGAACACAUGGUUUUGUCAUCCUUAGAAAAUGACCCGGUUCUUCAGUUAUGCUCUACUCCAGUUGAAACCAAUGAUAAUAAUUCUGAAAUUUCACAAACAGACAUCAAAUCCCAUGAUGAAGCAUAUCAAGAAAAUGGCAUUAUGAAGAGUCAAAUAUUUGAGAAAACUUCUACAAUGAUGGAAUUCCAAAACAUGGAAGCUCCACAAAUGUUGGAAAAUCUGCAAACUUUAACCUCUCUAUCUGAACUGGACCCUGGGGCUGGUCAAUUGGCAGAUAGUGUCAAGCAGAGGGAGCAAAUGUCAAAUUCUUGUAGGAAAGCAGUGAAAAGGCUGGCAAAGCGUUUGUGUCAGGCUUCAGAGCUCCAUGUACCAAGCCAUCGGUGUCCCCUGCUGGCCGAGUGUAGAGAGGUGCUAAUGCAGACUUUACAAAAAAGACAUGGCUUCCAGUUAGAGCACAACCUGUAUAGGCUACACUCAUUCUUGAAUGGGAAACAAGCUGCCUCUCAGCUCAGCUCAGGACAGAGUCAUAAAGAUUGUUCAUCUUUUAGCUACGCAGUGGAGAACGAGGAAAGGUGUUACAGCAGGAACAUGGAGAUUUGGCCAGACAGUGCCAUACAGCACGAUUACGUAGCAGAGGAAUUUAGGCUGGACUUGAACAGAGGAGCUUCCACCAAGAAACAAAGGAUACAAGAGUGGAACACAUCUUUCCCUCCAUUCUCUCUAGAAGAACCACAACAGUCACACACAGACAUGUCUUUGCAGUUUGACCAGGAUUGCUUCAGAGCUCAGCAUCAUCCCAGCAGACACCUCUUUAACCAGAGCCAGACCUUUACCCAGCAUGCCGUCCCUUUACUCAGAGCCCCCACCUGGCUUGAUCAUUCUGUGAACUCCUAUUCCCAGCAGCAGACACUGAGCACAGGGAAGAGUUUGAAAAGUAUACAUUUAGAUCCCUCCAGAAUCUCUCAACAGUGUCCAGAAGAGCCAUAUUUUGGAGGAUCCAGAUUCUGGUCCCCUCAGCAGCGAGUUCAGGAUGAAAGAGAAAGAUGGGCUCCCUUUUCAUUCUCAGCUUCCUAUCUCUCAGAGGGCUUUAAGUCCGAGCCCUUUUUUCAGUGUCCACGUCCAUCUAACACAUCCAGGUCAGACUGGCUUGGUUUGACUCAGUGUCCCAGGUCAAACACACCAUUUUACCCUCCUUUUUACCUGUAGAAAAGACUGUUUGCCAUGGCUAAU
Pimephales promelas (fathead minnow) is the source of this 2274-nucleotide messenger RNA. RefSeq names its product proline rich 19 (gene prr19). NCBI's taxonomy places the organism in Eukaryota, Metazoa, Chordata, Actinopteri, Cypriniformes, Leuciscidae. The record is from RefSeq and is a predicted model, not a curated record.